AUCGUAUUGAGUGCCGGACUAUAUAAGCGGCGUGAGAGUUGAGUUAGUCAGUCAUCUACCGGCCUAAACAUGAAGUACCUUACCUGUGUGGUGCUCUUAUUAUCUAUAAUUCCUGCUCUGAUCGGCGCUCCAAACACUGUGGUCGUAAAUGGAGUCUGCCUGACUUGUCCCAAUCCGAAUGGAGAACGCGUCAUUCUGGACGGGCAGGAGUACCGCAGCUUCUCCUCGCCAGGCAGCAGUGGUAAUGUGGUCAUCUCCCGGGGAAACCGAGGAGGCGAAGGAGGUACCACUGUUUAUCGGAGGGGAGGCACUACCAUCGUCAAUGGGCGGUGCCAGCACUGCAACGUGGACUAUUAAAUGUGCCCCAUUAAAUUCCACACUGGAUUAAAAUUUUACACAUUUCCCCUGAUCAAUCAAUUGUAUUUAUACUUGGCUAUGUACGACAUGAGUUCAUUUGGUUAAAAGCAUCGACAAUCGUUCUCCGCGCUCUCUGUGUAAAGUUGAUGCAAUGAUUGUGAUGGCUUCGCGAGCAGAGAGCAUCAGUCGAUGGGAACACGAGUGCUUGUAUUCAGUUAGUGGCCCAAGCACUUGCACUUGCAAAAACUACAUACCUAAAACUUGAAUAUUCUAGUAUUAAAGUUGUCAGCUGAAAA
Molecule: messenger RNA, 653 nt
Organism: Drosophila ficusphila
Lineage: Eukaryota; Metazoa; Arthropoda; Insecta; Diptera; Drosophilidae
Gene: BomBc3
Product: bomanin Bicipital 1
Exons: 3
Coding region: 70-357 (95 amino acids)
Source: RefSeq, a predicted model, not a curated record